This is a messenger RNA of Ostertagia ostertagi, 456 nucleotides long. Lineage: Eukaryota; Metazoa; Nematoda; Chromadorea; Rhabditida; Trichostrongylidae. The record is from the annotation of a GenBank genome assembly.
AUGUGGCAUCCAGAGCACUACACUUGCUGUGAAUGUGGAUCGGAACUUGGCCAUAGGAAUUUCUUCGAGAGGAAUGGCCGUGCGUAUUGUGAAGAGGACUACCAUAACCAGUUUAGCCCAAGGUGUGCAGGAUGUAAUGGUCCGAUCAAGGAUCGUUGCGUGACGGCACUGGGAAAGAACUUCCACCUACAAUGUUUCACGUGUACCGAAUGUGGACGGGAGUUCGGUGACGAUGGAUUUCAUGAGAAGGAUGGCCAAACAUACUGUCGUCGUGACUUUUUCCGACUGUUUGCGCCAAAAUGUAACGGUUGCCAGAAUCCGAUCACUAGCAACUUUAUCACAGCGCUUGGCACUUGCCUUGUGCAUCCGAUGUUUUGUUUGUUCCAGGGCGAUGAUCACUUUGCUCGCCUGUGUCCAAUGAGUGUUACGUACUUCGAAGAGGAGGAGAGUUAUUGA